Messenger RNA from Gadus chalcogrammus (walleye pollock), 813 nucleotides. RefSeq names its product neurexophilin 1 (gene nxph1). The record is from RefSeq and is a predicted model, not a curated record. NCBI's taxonomy places the organism in Eukaryota, Metazoa, Chordata, Actinopteri, Gadiformes, Gadidae. The coding region runs from base 1 to 813 and encodes 270 amino acids. Gene Ontology annotation, molecular function: signaling receptor binding. The transcript has 2 exons.
AUGCAGGGGACGUGUUGGUGCGCCGUGCUGCUGCUGCUGACGCCAGCCCUUUACCUGGUCUCCACUGUCAACGCCUCCAAGUCCGACUUGGUGAAGGGGGGCACCCCCAAGUCCAUGCUGAAGCACAUCUGGAGCGACGGCGCCAAGGACCUGUCCAUCAGCCGGCUGCUGUCCCAGACGCUGCAGGGCAAGGAGAACCGCACGGCCAUGGACCUGCGCUACGACACGCCCGAGCCCUACUCCGAGCAGGACCUGUGGGACUGGCUGCGCAACGCCACCGACCCGCUGGACCCCCGCUCGCGCACGAAACGGCGGCCCAUGGUGAAGACGGGCAAGUUCAAGAAGAUGUUCGGCUGGGGCGACUUCCACUCCAACAUCAAGACGGUGAAGCUCAACCUGCUGAUCACCGGCAAGAUCGUGGACCACGGCAACGGCACCUUCAGCGUGUACUUCCGCCACAACUCCACGGGCCAGGGCAACGUGUCCGUCAGCCUGGUGCCGCCGACCAAGAUCGUGGAGUUCGACGUGGCGGCGCAGCAGUCGGUGAUCGACGCCAAGGACUCCAAGUCCUUCAACUGCCGCAUCGAGUACGAGAAGGUGGAGAAGGGCUCCAAGAACGCGCUGUGCAACUUCGACCCGUCCAAGACGUGCUACCAGGAGCAGACGCAGAGCCACGUGUCCUGGCUGUGCUCCAAGCCCUUCAAGGUCAUCUGUAUCUUCAUCUCCUUCUACAGCACUGACUACAAGCUGGUGCAGAAGGUGUGCCCGGACUACAACUACCACAGUGACACCCCCUACUUCCCCUCCGGCUGA